This is a messenger RNA of Fulvia fulva, 753 nucleotides long. RefSeq names its product putative coatomer subunit zeta. Gene Ontology annotation, cellular component: COPI vesicle coat. Bases 1 to 753 code for a protein of 250 amino acids. The record is from RefSeq and is a predicted model, not a curated record. The transcript is spliced from 2 exons. Gene Ontology annotation, biological process: retrograde vesicle-mediated transport, Golgi to endoplasmic reticulum; intra-Golgi vesicle-mediated transport; intracellular protein transport. Lineage: Eukaryota; Fungi; Ascomycota; Dothideomycetes; Mycosphaerellales; Mycosphaerellaceae.
AUGCAACACAUGCUCGAAGCAAGCACGGAACUGCCUCCGCCCCGAACUUCCACCACCAGCUGUCCAUUGAACGACCACAUCCACCACUCCCACCACACCCAGUACCCUCACACAACACGCCCCGAUACCGCACCCCCACAAACCGCAACCAUGGCUCCCAAUAUGUCCCUCUUCUCCGUCAACGCGAUCCUCAUCCUCUCCACCGACGACUCCUCCCGCAUCCUCGCCAAAUACUACUCCCCACCACACAUCCCGUCCACAGCAGUAGGCAACGACUACCCCGGCGCAAACCCCUACCCCAAUCUCAAGGACCAAAAAGCCUUCGAAAAGGGUCUCCUCGAGAAAACGGCGAAAACUACCAGCGAUGUGAUCCUAUACGACAACAGAGUCGUGGUCUUCAAGACAGAGGCAGACACAAUGCUCUACGUCGUCGGCGGCGCGGACGAGAAUGAGAUUAUGCUCUACAACGUAAUCCUCGCCCUACGAGACUCACUGAACAUACUCCUCAAAAACUCCGUCGACAAGCGCACCCUAAUCGAAAACUACGACCUCGCCUCCCUCUGCAUCGACGAAAUCGUCGACGACGGCAUCAUCCUCGAGACGGAUCCCGUCAUUGUCGCGAGUCGGGUGAGCAGACCGCCGCAGCAGGAUAUUCCGAACAUGCAGGGGAUUGAUCUGAGUGAGGAGGGGUUGCUGAAGUUGUAUUCGUUUGGAAAGCAGAAGUUGGGGGAGAGGUUACGGCAGGGUUUGUAG